Molecule: messenger RNA, 1766 nt
Organism: Diospyros lotus (date-plum)
Lineage: Eukaryota; Viridiplantae; Streptophyta; Magnoliopsida; Ericales; Ebenaceae
Product: O-fucosyltransferase 13
Exons: 6
Coding region: 177-1523 (448 amino acids)
Cellular component (GO): cytoplasm
Source: RefSeq, a predicted model, not a curated record
CCCGAUUACCCCUUUCUCUGAGCCUAUGCCUAUCUACGCAUGCGCAUCUGUCCAUCUCCCGUUAUGGAUUUCGUUACCCCUUCGCAAGACAGCAUCGCCAUCUUCAACCACGUUACUUUGGAUUAGAAUCAACCGCAGAGCAGAGCAAAGCCGAGCCCAGCUGUGUGUGGAAUGACAUGGUUGCGAUCAGUGUCAAAAUCUUGAGAUCCAUCUCAGUUGUCAUUGCGUGCCUGCUGAUUGGUGCGAUCUGGUUCUCACUUUCUUCUUCGUCUCCCUACUCCCAGUGGAGAUCCUCUGCCUUCAUUCCCACAAUGUCCGCUGUGCAUGCGGAGAAAACAGAUAUAUGGAGUGUUCCAAGGAUUGUUGAUUGGCGACCUUGCAGAUGGUGGCUUCGAACACAUCUAACUGCUCUUCCAGCACAGAACAAUGGGUAUAUUCGAGUGGAUUGCUAUGGUGGUCUUAAUCAGAUGAGGAGGGAUCUGUGUGAUGGUGUUGGUAUCGCACGCUUGCUGAAUGCAACUAUUGUGUUACCAAAGUUUGAAGUGGCUGCGUAUUGGAAUGAAUCAAGUGGAUUUGCAGAUGUAUUUGAUGUUGAUUACUUCAUUCAGCAGUUGAAUGGCUUUGUCAGAGUUGUGAAAGAAUUGCCAGCCGAGAUAGCAUCUGAAGAACCAGUCAGGGUGGACUGUAGCAAACGCAAAGGCCAAUUUGAUUAUGUCGAAAGUGUCCUUCCUUCUCUGCUCAAGCAUCGUUAUAUUUCAAUCACUCCAGCAAUGAGCCAAAGGAGGGAUAGGUAUCCCCUGUACGCAAAGGCUGCCCUUUGUCAAGGUUGUUACAAUGCUUUACGCCUUACCAGAUUCUUGGAGAAGAAGGCCACUGACCUUCUAGAUGCCAUACCCAAACCCUUCCUGUCCCUUCACCUACGAUUUGAACCUGACAUGGUAGCCUAUAGUCAAUGCGAGUAUUCUGGCCUUUCUCCUGCUUCAAUGGAAGCUAUAGAGGCUGCACGUGGAGAUCGGAAACCCUGGACUGGAGAAGUUGCCCGUGUUUGGAGAAAUCGUGGGAAAUGCCCCCUUACUCCUACAGAGACGGCUUUUAUCCUUAAAGCUCUUUCCAUCCCAACAAACACAAACAUUUAUUUGGCAGCAGGUGAUGGUCUGAUGGAACUUGGAGGGUUAACCUCUGUAUACACCAAUAUUUUCACCAAAGCAACCCUUCUUAGUGGCGAGGAUUUUGCUAGCAUGCACGGGAACACCAAAGCCGCUCUCGAUUAUUAUGUAUCAAUCAAUAGCGAUGCGUACAUGGCUACUUAUUUCGGGAACAUGGAUAAGAUGGUAGCUGCAAUGCGGGCUUUCAAAGGGCUGUUCAAAACUCUUUUCUUGAGCCGGCAUGCUUUCGCUGAGUACACUUCUCAGGGCUUGAGGGGGAAGGAGCUGGCAGAAGCCCUGUGGAAGGCUCACAGAGAUGAUUAUGUGAUGGGAAGAGGUUCUGCUUUACCGGAGUGUUUUUGCGAAUCUAAACUAUGAGAGAUCUGGUUUUCUUUCUGUUGUAUUAAUUUUUCGCCUCCUUUCCAUUUCCUUUUGGUUUAGUGACUGGUGAGGCCAACUUGUUUUCAGAGGUAAAGAUUUCAGGAUGAAGAAAGAUAAGUCCUUGCAAAUUUUUAUCAAAGUUUCCACCCAAUUUUGUAAUAUUUUGUCUUCAGCCCACAAGUUUUGCUGUGGUGCACUGUUGAGAUGAAAACUGAAUCAACCAGACUGUUUCCUCGUUAA